ACCCCGCUCGGCUCGAUUCGGCUCGGGCUGAGGGCGGCGCGCAUGCGCGGCGCCGGCAAGGCGCAUGCGCAGUGUGCGGCGGCGCCACCAUGAACCCCCUGACGAAGGUGAAGCUGAUCAACGAGCUGAACGCGCGGGAGGCGGAGCUGGGCGUGCAGGAGGCGGUCUCGUGGCACGCGGAGUACAAGGACAGCGCCUGGAUCUUCGUCGGCGGGCUGCACUACGAGCUGACGGAGGGGGAUGUCAUCUGCGUGUUCUCGCAGUAAGUGCCGCAGCCCCCCCGCCCCGGGCCCCCACCGUGCCCCUGCCGCUGCCUGGGGUGCUGAGAGUGUGUUGCAGGUACGGGGAGGUCGUCAAUAUUAACUUGGUGCGGGACAAGAAGACCGGCAAGUCGAAAGGCUUUUGCUUUCUGUGCUAUGAGGACCAGAGGAGCACCAUUCUCGCUGUUGACAACUUCAAUGGGAUCAAGAUCAAAGGAAGGACGAUUCGAGUGGACCACGUGGCCAACUAUCGGCCCCCCAAAGACUCCGAUGACUUAGACGAGGUGACAAAAGCCCUCCAUGCAAAGGGUUGUGGAGUUAAAACGCCACCUCAUACGUCAUCCGAUUCCCUGUCGGAAGAUGAUGAUGUGCCCGUAAAAAAGCAAAAAGAAAAGGAGAAAAGUAGACAGGAGCGGCAAAAGCAGAGCUUGCAGGCUGUGAAGAGGGCGGUGGCCGCAGAGGAGGCACACCCCAGGAUCAAGAUUAAGAAGGAGAAGGAGGACCCGGCCUACGACCGCUACGCCAGUGGGAGCCAGCAGCCCUGGAAGGGCUCCGAGGGGAAGCCUGUGAGCAGGACGCAGCGAGACGAGGAAGAGCGGAGGCACCAGAGGCCUUUGGAGAGAAGAGGGGAAAAGAGCUGCCAGGACCAGAGGGGACAAAGCGGUUUGUGGGAAGAGAGGGAGAAGAGAGAGGAGGCUGGCAGGAAGGGUGACGGGCACAGCGCCCGGCGAGAAGAGCCUCCCGAGGGAGGCAGAUCCCGGGAGCGCUGGGAGCCCCAUCCCAGGCACAGGGAGCGGGGCUCCGCGAGAGGCUCCAGCCGCUGCUGAGCCCUGGGGCCAGCGCUCAGGAGGACCAAAAGCCUGCCCAAAAACCUGCUCCGAGCCUCCUUGGGGCACAGCUGGGGGGCACCGCGGCUGGACUGUUCACCUCCAACAGCUUCCACUUGGUUCCUCAUUCCAUCCUCGGACGGGGCUCCCCUUGCUGCCCGUGCUGCGGACUGGGACGCGAGGGUUUUUUUGCCUCCUCCAGCCCUUUUUGCGGCGUUGGACGCACGCUGCCGCGUGAAGAUGGUCGCUGGGAGUGGCAGGAUGCUCUUCUUCCCAAAAUUGCCCAGUUCUGUCAGUCCUGGUGGAGGGUUUCCCCACUCUUGGGCUGCAGGGAGAGAGUGGUGGGCGUUUUGUCGGCUCCACGUGCCAGCUUUGGGCCCUGAGCCCACCCAGUGCCUCUCCGGGCUGCUGGGCUGGAUCUCCAGAGCCGCGCUGCUGCCUGGGGGCCACUUACUGUUGGAACGCCUCUGAAUAAAAGUUACCUGUGAACCAGAA
Molecule: messenger RNA, 1582 nt
Organism: Harpia harpyja (harpy eagle)
Lineage: Eukaryota; Metazoa; Chordata; Aves; Accipitriformes; Accipitridae
Gene: RBMX2
Product: RNA binding motif protein X-linked 2
Exons: 5
Coding region: 65-1087 (340 amino acids)
Biological process (GO): mRNA splicing, via spliceosome
Cellular component (GO): precatalytic spliceosome; U2 snRNP; catalytic step 2 spliceosome
Molecular function (GO): RNA binding
Source: RefSeq, a predicted model, not a curated record